GCGCGCGACUCAGGUGUGUCUCACCUGCUCGGGAAGACAAGCGACAAACCAAUGAGAGCGCGCGCCUGUGACGUCACUCAGGGGCAAAGGAUGGAAGAACAGCUGGAUCAGUCCACCUGCAGUCAGUCAGGCUGUCAGACUGUGAGUGAAGGGGCGGGGUCUACGGAUGGGGGCGUGGCCAACCUGUGGACCUCGUUCUGUAACGAUGUGCUGAUGAGAGGAGGAGAGGAGUUGACCUACGAAGAGCUGCGAGCAGAAAGACACAACCAGCGGAAGCAGGAGAAGGUGGAAGAGAAGAUGAGAAGUCUGAAGGAGGAAGAGGAGUGGCUCAGUCAGCAGCUGGAGGAGAAGAUGAAGCUCUUGAAGCUCAUGGCCAAUCAGGAGGUCCUGGACUCCGGUGAACCUACCAGCACCGCUUCCUUCCAGAUAUAUGAUGAGUCAGCUCCUGCAAGGCCUGCUGGGAACUCUGAGGCGUCUUCAGAUGAGCUGAUGGACGACGUCUUCCUGCAUCCUGAGGAGAGAGGACUCAACGUGAAGGUCCAGUCGCAGACAGCUGAUCUCUUGGGGUUCACCGCCUCAGGCCAGCAGGACCGGACCACAGAAGACCUCCACACUCUGCCAGGCUACCAGGGAGCCGUGUCCAAAACCGGAAAGGCUCUGAGUCCCAUCGAAGAGGCCAGUAGGGAGGCUGGAUCCAUGAACUCUCAGUCAAGUGAAAACUGCAGUCCACUGAACCUGAACCAGAACCAGAACCAGCUGGAUCAGGGCCAAGAGGACCUGGAUCACACUGCUGCUUCUUGAGUCAGCUAGUUGUAAAGUGGUGGCUCUGCUGCAGCUGGUUUUGGAGCUUCACUCCUGCAGGCUGGUGCAUGCGGCGCUGCAGCCCAGCAUCCUGACCUGCUCCUACAUAUUUUUCCAGGACUCUGACUGGAUUAUCCCAGUGGACUGGUCAUCCUCGAUAGACCUGGACCUCCAGCCAGACGUCACCUCAGUCCAGCAGCUCCCUUCAGCUCAGACCUACAUCAGACUGGGUCUCCUCCAGCCGACCGACCCCCCACACCUGGUGGACCUGGUGGGCGUGGCCGAAACUGUCCACUUCUUCCUAACAAAAAGCAGGAUGGUCCCAGUGAGAGACGCCAGCGGCUGGACGGCAGAGCGGUUCUGUGGAGACGAGCCUUGUGACGUGGUCGGCACCACUUGGAGGAAGUGUUUCCGCUCGCUGCUGAACGCCGGCGGACGCUCGUCUCUGUCCAUCCUGUCGGAGCUGAAGGAGCAGGUGUCCUCACUUUUCCUGUGAAACACAAACAUGUCGUCUUUGUCUUUUUUAAUGUUCUUCAAGUAAAUAAACGUUAAGCUGAUUUUCAUACCA
Messenger RNA from Austrofundulus limnaeus, 1369 nucleotides. RefSeq lists its product as uncharacterized. Gene Ontology annotation, cellular component: nucleus. Gene Ontology annotation, molecular function: protein kinase activity. Gene Ontology annotation, biological process: mitotic spindle assembly checkpoint signaling; meiotic sister chromatid cohesion, centromeric. The record is from RefSeq and is a predicted model, not a curated record. NCBI's taxonomy places the organism in Eukaryota, Metazoa, Chordata, Actinopteri, Cyprinodontiformes, Rivulidae.